UCCUCCCAUCAGCAUCACAGAAGCUGCCACUUUAACCAGCUGUUGCGUUUCCCCCAAUCCACCCUACCAGCUGCGAUCCAGCCCGUGUUUUUCAGCCUGUGUCUGCAUGUCCCUUUCUCUCUCUCUCACUGGCUCAUUCUCCUCUCGCUGCUCUGCAUUGCUGUGGAUCCCACAUAGCCCACACUGGAGAGUCCAGAGCAGACGGAGAAAGAAACUGUGCCUGCUAUUUUCUGGCACCUGGAUCUUUGCUAUGUGCUGACGAACCUGGAAACUGGUCCAGGCGACACACCUGGAAAGUCAGGUGCUGGUGAGGGUCUGACUGAGCCACAGUGAAAGGGUGCACAUAUGGAUCAUUCAGCAAGACAGAGGUACAGCCGUGCACUGCGGAAUGGAGGGAGACCCUAAAAUCAGUCAGACUUGAGAUCUCACUCUCUCGCAUUCAGUGACAACUCAACUUCUGUCCUGCAAUGGGCUCAUGGCUGGGGGACUCCAGUCUGGACACCAGGAUGGGGGCAGCAUGUUUCUUACUGGUCAGUGGCUUCCUGAGUGUGCAGCUUCCUCCUUCUGGAUGCCAGCAGAGCUCGGGGCCAGCAAAUCCUUUCCCCAUGCCAGUGCCCGGUGCAGCCAGUCUGGGAGGACCAGGGGGGGAGUUACUACCGCACUUCCUCCUGGAGCCCGAGAAUGUCUUCAUCGUCAAGAACAAGCCGGUGACCCUGGGCUGCAAAGCUACCCCAGCUACACAAAUCUACUUCAAGUGCAACGGAGAGUGGGUCCACCAGAGUGACCAUGUGAUUCAGCACAGUGCAGACCUCAGCACGGGUCUGCCUGUAAUGGAAGUAAGAGUUGACAUCACCAGGCAGCAGGUGGAGAAGCUCUUUGGAUUGGAAGAAUAUUGGUGCCAGUGCGUGGCUUGGAGCUCUUCUGGCACAUCAAAAAGUCAGAAGGCAUUUAUUCGCAUUGCAUUUCUCAGGAAGAAUUUUGAGAGGGAGCCAGUAUCAAGGGAAGUGUUUCUGGAUCAGGAGGUGACUUUGUUAUGCCAACCACCUGAGGGAAUUCCUACUGCAGAGGUGGAGUGGCUGAAGAAUGAAGACACGUUGAACCCUGAUGUGGAUUCCAACAUUUUCAUUGGGACAGACCACAGCCUGGUUCUAAGACAGGCUCGACUAGCUGAUACUGGAAACUAUACCUGUGUGGCCAAGAACAUAGUCGCUAGGCGAAGGAGUAAUUCAGCAGCCAUCACUGUUUUUGUUAAUGGAGGAUGGUCAUCAUGGACUGACUGGUCUCCGUGUAGCACAACCUGUGGAAGAGGUUGGCAGAAAAGAAGUCGGAGCUGCACUAACCCCACACCUUUAAAUGGAGGCUCAUUUUGCGAGGGUCAGAACAUCCAGAAAACAGCCUGUACCACCCUAUGUCCCGUGAGUGGAGGAUGGGCAGAAUGGAGCUACUGGUCUUCUUGUACCUCUGACUGCACCCACUGGAGAAGUAGGGAAUGUACUCAGCCUGCUCCACGGAAUGGGGGGCUGCAGUGUCAAGGACCUGACACAGAGACCCGAAACUGCACCAGUGAACUCUGCAUGCACACUGUGGGUGCCCCUGAGGACGUGGCCCUGUACGUGGGAGUGGUGGCAGUGGCGGUGUUCCUAGUGCUGCUGUUAGCAGUGAUACUGGUGUGCUGGCGCAGGAAGGAGGGCCUGGAUGCUGAUGUGGCAGACUCCUCCAUCCUUACAGCUGCUUUCCAGCCUGUCAGCCUGAAGCCUGGCAAAGCAGGCCAGGCCCACUUGCUGACAAUUCAGCCUGAUCUCAGCACUGCUACAAUGACCUAUCAGGGAUCCUUGUGCCUACGACAAGACGGUAGCAACAAAUUCCAGCUAACUAAUGGACAUCUUCUACCACCUAUGGGACCAGGGUUACCAAGGGAACAUAGCCACACUCUACCACGUCUCUCCACCCAGAGCUACUUUCGCACCCUGCCUCGUGGAUCCAGCAAUAUGGCAUAUGGGACUUUUAACUUUCUAGGAGGACGUCUGAAGAUCCCAAAUACUGGCCUCAGCCUGCUUAUACCUCCAGAUGCCAUUCCCCGAGGAAAAAUCUAUGAAAUUUACCUGACACUUCACAAACAGGAAGAUGUGAGGCUACCUCUAGCUGGCUGCCAGACGCUUCUGAGUCCUAUCGUCAGCUGCGGGCCCCCCGGAGUUCUCCUUACCCAACCUGUUAUCUUGUCAAUGGAGCACUGCCUGGAACCCAGCCCGGAGAACUGGACUGUGCGACUGAAGAAGCAGUCCUGUGAAGGCAGCUGGGAGGAUGUCUUGCAGCUUGACGGGGGAAGCCCAUCACACCUCUAUUACUGUCACCUGGAGUCCCGCAGCUGUUACCUAUUCACAGAACAGCUGGGACGCUUUGCUCUGGUGGGAGAGUCUCUGAGCAUGUCAGCCACAAAACGCCUGAAGCUGCUGCUCUUCGCCCCCACCUCCUGCACAGCACUAGAGUACAGCCUGCGAGUGUACUGUAUCACUGACACACAGGAUGCCAUGAAGGAGGUUAUACAGCUGGAGAAACAACAGGGGGGGCGGCUGUUAGACGAGCCACGGCUCUUGCAUUUUAAGGAUAGCUAUCACAAUCUGCGUCUUUCUGUUCAUGACAUGCACAGCACCAUGUGGAAGAGCAAGCUCCUGGCCAGCUACCAGGAGAUUCCAUUCUAUCACAUUUGGAAUGGAGUACAUGAGAAUCUACACUGCACUUUCACAUUGGAACGCUUCAGUCUCAGCACUUGUGACCUCUCCUGUAGGGUCUGGGUAUGGCAAGUGGAAGGAGAUGGUCAGAGUUUUAACAUCAACAUCAACUUAAGCAAGGAAAAUCGCCCAUCACAGAUACUGCUGGAUGAAGGAGAAAAGGAUGCAGCAGCUCUGGUGGGUCCCAGCGCCUUCAAAAUCCCCUUUCUAAUGAGACAAAAGAUCAUAACAAGCUUAGAUGAGCCAUCCUCCCAUGGAGCCGAAUGGAGAGUGCUAGCUCAGAAGCUGAAUCUGGACAGCCAUUUAGGUUUCUUCAUCUCCAAGUCAAGUCCUACCGCCAUCCUCCUGAAUUUCUGGGAGGCACAGAACUUCCCCAAUGGGAACCUGGCAAGAUUGGCAGCAGCUGUGGCAGAGAUUGGGAAGCAAGACUCUCUCAUGUACAUGAUGUCAGAGGCAGAGUGCUGAAAGAGUAUGGAGCACCUGCACAUUUCCAGCAAGUCCUAUGUCCAGGCUUGGCCAAAGGCCUCUUAGAUUUCCGAUACCAGGUCAAUGGACUACUCUUAAAAUUCCCCCUUCCUGGCAACUAUGGGGGGGUGGAGGGCUUCAAACACAUCUUUCUUGGUUAUAAAACCCCUGCCCAUGAAAGGGUUAAUGAAACGUUCAGCUCCUUUAUGCAGAGCAGGAUUUUCAAAGUCCAGCCUAGUAAUGUUGCUCUCAUACAAAACAUUAAUUGUGAAGACAAACUUGAACAACGAAGUAAGAUUCAACAUUUAGAAAAACAAAGGCACUGCAAAGCCACUGUCUAUGAAGUGGUUUCGUUUCAUAUUGUGAACCCUUCUAAUGAACACUAACACCAUCUAGUACCAAGUGCACUGGACUAAUAAAAAUAAAAAUAAAAAAAAUCACCACAUGCCACUCCCAGGGAAUGAACCCACCAAUCACUACAGACUUUACUUCUAAACCAAGUGUCUUGUAUUGCUACCUUGUCUGUGAAGGUGCGACAGUGACACCCAGUAUUUGUGUUGUUCAGUUUUUACCAACACCCAUACCCAGGUAAGUGGAGAAAGGUGCAAUAUAUUUGAAAAAUGAUUCCCACUAAAUACAGAUAUCCUCUAUUUGAUAGCCAUAAGGACAUUGAAGGGCACUCCAGUGAUCAUUUUCUACAAGUAAGGGAGAAAUUCAGACAAAUAUCAUUUAUUGGCCUUUUCACCCCUCAAGCCAGCUGUAUAUGCAAAAUGAGAGCACUCCCUGCUCCAGGAGUAAGUGAAUGAGUGUGUUUGAUUGUGGAAGUGUGCGCACAAGUGUUUUAUUUAUUUCUUAUUUUCAGAUAAGAAAAAUCAUUUGAACAAUAAAAAUGUGUAAUGACCAGUGUUUUUAUUUUCUACAUUCUGUAUUAAAGUGCAUUCAAGUAUUUACACUUGGCCUUAUGUAUAUAUUAUGUUCAUUCCGCUGAAGGUGUAUAGUACUUUUAGGUGACUUGAAUGUAAAUAAAUUAUAUAUAUAUUGCUAAAAA
Molecule: messenger RNA, 4242 nt
Organism: Pseudophryne corroboree (corroboree frog)
Lineage: Eukaryota; Metazoa; Chordata; Amphibia; Anura; Myobatrachidae
Gene: UNC5A
Product: unc-5 netrin receptor A
Exons: 16
Coding region: 468-3194 (908 amino acids)
Biological process (GO): netrin-activated signaling pathway; anterior/posterior axon guidance
Cellular component (GO): membrane
Molecular function (GO): protein binding; netrin receptor activity
Source: RefSeq, a predicted model, not a curated record